AUGGCCAUGACAACCGAAGCACUCGUUGUGGCGGAGCUCGGCGCGAACCCUACACUGGAGACAAUUCAAAUCGACGAACUGCGCCCUGACGAGGCUCUUGUGGAGAUCCAUACCGUGGGCUUAUGUCAUACGGAUAUUUCCUGCAUCGAGGGAACGAUACCGGUCGAGUUUCCCGCAGUUCUCGGGCAUGAAGGGUCCAACGGUUCAGGAGGAGGAGUCUUACUCAAGGCGGGCGCUCAUCUUACACACCUUACCGCGGGAAGUAAAGUGCUUCUCAGCUUCAACUCCUGUGGUAUUUGCCGGGAGUGCGUGUCUUCCUUCCCUUCCUACUGUCAAAACUAUUCAAGCCUGAACUUUGGCGGACGGCGCGAGGACGGCAGCCAGCCAUUAUCUUUACCGUUGGGGACGAAAUUGUUCAGCAACUUUUUCGGUCAAAGCGCGUUCUCUAAGCUUGCAAUAGUCAAUGGUCGGACGAUUGUUCAAGUACCACAGUCAACAGAUCUAGCGCUCUUUGCACCACUUGGGUGUGGCAUCCAGACGGGCGCGGGGACUAUCUUGAAUACUUUGGACGUGCGCCCCGGCCAGAGUCUGGUAGUCUUCGGAGUCGGGGCUGUGGGAUUGGCCUGUGUCAUGGCUGGGAAGCUCCGAGGUGCGGACCCCUUAAUUGCAGUCGAUAUUGAUCCGACGCGAUUGGAUCUUGCGAUAAAGCUUGGAGCCACGCAUGGGAUUCUAGCUUCAGACAUCACUCUCGGCAUAGUGGAGGAAAUAAAACGGCUAUGCCCCGGAAACGGCGUCCAACGUGCUGUGGAUUGUUCUGGAGUCCCGUCGGUGAUCGAGCAGAUGAUCAAAUCCCUGGGUUCGAGAGGGAAAGCCGCCACAGUCGGGGCUCCCGCGCCAGGGAAAUCUGUAAACAUUGAUGUCUUCACCCAUAUCAUCAAGGGUACACACUACAUUGGAAGCUGUGAAGGGGACUGUGUUCCUUCAGAGAUUAUCCCUUAUCUGAUAGAGAAACAUUCGCAGGGGCUUUUCCCGCUUGAAGAAUUGGUGACAGUCUAUGACGGAAAGGAUUUCACAAAAGCGUUCGAGGAUGCACGUAAAGGAAUGGUGGUCAAAGCUGUGUUGCGCUGGAAGUAG
Messenger RNA from Penicillium canescens, 1134 nucleotides. Its product is annotated as NAD(P)-dependent alcohol dehydrogenase. The transcript is spliced from 3 exons. The record is from RefSeq and is a predicted model, not a curated record. NCBI's taxonomy places the organism in Eukaryota, Fungi, Ascomycota, Eurotiomycetes, Eurotiales, Aspergillaceae. Bases 1 to 1134 code for a protein of 377 amino acids.